Messenger RNA from Sphaeramia orbicularis (orbiculate cardinalfish), 998 nucleotides. It is a transcript of the gene hoxd9a, whose product is annotated as homeobox D9a. Gene Ontology annotation, molecular function: RNA polymerase II cis-regulatory region sequence-specific DNA binding; DNA-binding transcription factor activity, RNA polymerase II-specific. Gene Ontology annotation, cellular component: nucleus. NCBI's taxonomy places the organism in Eukaryota, Metazoa, Chordata, Actinopteri, Kurtiformes, Apogonidae. The record is from RefSeq and is a predicted model, not a curated record. Bases 1 to 819 code for a protein of 272 amino acids. Gene Ontology annotation, biological process: embryonic skeletal system morphogenesis; anterior/posterior pattern specification; regulation of transcription by RNA polymerase II. The transcript has 2 exons.
AUGAGUAGGAAGAGAUCAAAAAUGUCGUCCAGUGGCACUCUCAGUAACUGCUAUGUGGACGCUAUCAUGGGCCAGGAGCCGGAGGAUGUGUACGGUGCGCGUUUUAUUCAAGCUCCACACUCGGUGACCCCAAGGCCGCCAGGUGCUGGGGACAACGCAGACUUUUCCUCUUGCAAUUUCGCACCAAAGUCCGCCGUUUUCUCGUCGUCUUGGUCGUCGGUUCACCCGCAGGGGAUUUAUCAUCCAUACGUGCACCACCACCACCACCAGUCCCAUCUCUCCGCGUCGGACGGCAGAUAUGUAGGCGUCCGUUCCUGGAUGGACCCCAUCUCCAACCACGUUUCGUUUGCCGGAUUUCACUCCAGCAGUCGCUCGUACGGGACAAAGCCCGAUAUCUUACCAGCGAAAGCCACAGAGUGCGACGCGCUAGAGGCUGAAGCCAGACCGCUCUCCGGUGAAUACGCGUGUGGAGCUUCAGAGUGUCCAGAAAAAGCGACCAAAGAGCACAGUGGAAGUGAGCUUUCGAGCCACAGCGAGCCCAAAGAAGAGAAACAACAACAACAACUUGACCCAAACAACCCUGCUGCAAACUGGAUUCACGCACGCUCCACGAGAAAGAAGCGAUGUCCUUACACUAAAUAUCAGACUUUAGAGCUGGAGAAGGAGUUUCUCUACAACAUGUAUUUGACCAGAGACCGACGCUAUGAAGUGGCCCGUAUUCUCAGUUUAACAGAGAGACAAGUGAAGAUCUGGUUCCAAAACAGAAGGAUGAAAAUGAAGAAGAUGAACAGAGAAAGGAACAGCAAGGAUCAGCUAUGAAGGAAACCAUCUGAACUAUCUACUUUAUUUUGGUAGGAGUUUGAUAGACGUUUUCAUUAGAGACGUUCUAGGUGUCAUAUCAUCGAGUGUUGGUGUCAUCAUGUUUCAAUCCAGGAGUUUGACUUUGGUGGGAUUUGUGCGUCACGAUCCCACGUAUAUAGUGUUUGCAGCCAUUUGAU